AUGCAAGAUUAAUUUCUAAACCCUAUCUAUUUGUCACCUCAUCAAUUAGUAGAUCUCUUUAAUAACUCUUAACCUGACAUCAAAUUUGAAGAUGAAUCCAAAAUUGUUUCUAAAAACAAUCUCGAUUCACCACCUGAAUAAACACAAGAAUUCAGUUUCUCUGAAUUUCAAUAAAUUAAUUCUAAUAACUCAAUUCCUGAUAAUAAUAUUGAUACAACCAAUUUUAUAUUAACAAAAGAUUAAUAUGUAUAACUCAUUUCCCAAAUUGAAUUGAAUAAGAGACUCAACUAAUAAUAUCAUCAAUUACUCAAAGAAAAUUAAGAACAAUUACAAAAACGUAAAUAACUUGAAGAUUAAAAUUCAGAAAUGUUAGAUUCCAAUUUCUAAAUCAAAAGAGAGAUUUAAGAAAUUAAACAAAAACUAUUUAUUACAUAAAGUGCUUUGUAAUUACGCAAAGAUAAAUAGAUAAUAGAACUUAAAAGUUAAUUAAAAGAAUUAUAACAUAAAUUAUCUGAAAAAAGAGAUACUCUUUAAUCAACUACUUAUACUGAAAACAGUACUGUUGAAUCUGAAAAAUCUAAUUCAUAAUAUUGCAAUACAAGUAGAUUAGUUCGAGUGGAUCAAAGUUCCUCACAUCAUUAAUCAAUUAAGCCUUAUAAGAGUAGAAACAAUUCAUUAAUCAAAUUAAUCAAGAACUGA
Messenger RNA from Paramecium pentaurelia, 699 nucleotides. The record is from the annotation of a GenBank genome assembly. NCBI's taxonomy places the organism in Eukaryota, Ciliophora, Oligohymenophorea, Peniculida, Parameciidae.